AUGGUGGCUCUCCAGGAACGUCCGAACAAUAUGUUCCUCGCGACCGUGCCCGCCAUCGCAGCAAUCUCCAAUCUUCUGCUUCUCGCCUUCGCACGACAAUACAUCACCAAUGACCUGGUCAGCCUCGUCGCCGCCGUUUAUGCAUAUGCAAGUGUUCCAUUAUGCGCCUAUGGACUAGUGGGAGUAACCAUGAGGAAACCAAAGUUCAUAGCCGUGUUCGCCAACUUCCUCUUCCUGGAUGCGGUUGUGUGGGCACUGUGCAGGUUCCUGGUCACGCAACUGUUCUUCAUCUCCAUAGAUGCCGAUGAUGUCUGUAGUGUCUACAACCCGAGAUGGAGUCCAGAGAAUUUCCAUCACGACAUCGUUACGAGCGUUCGGAGAUUCCAGGAUGCUCGUAUUGGACACCUCGCCCUUCGGAAACGGUGCCAGGUGCAGUCAGGAGCAUUUCAGAUCGUGGUGGUCUUCCUUUUGCUGGCUCUCGCGGCGGCACAUGGCUCAAUAGCCAUGAAGAUGCGACGUUAUUCCAAGGAGGUGGAGAAAUCGAGUCAACUUCCGGAGUGCCACACCGAGAGCGAGAAGCCGGCCUUGAUGGUCAGCACAGAGCGAGAUCUAGUUUGA
Molecule: messenger RNA, 618 nt
Organism: Ramularia collo-cygni
Lineage: Eukaryota; Fungi; Ascomycota; Dothideomycetes; Mycosphaerellales; Mycosphaerellaceae
Exons: 3
Coding region: 1-618 (205 amino acids)
Source: RefSeq, a predicted model, not a curated record